AUGGGCUCCAAUGGUGUUUAUGGCGGUUGGGAGUGUGCCUUCAGUGCCUUUCACGGCGUCGAGGUUACCGGACGCAAGGGCGGCCAGGGCAUCUUCCUCUUGGGAGACGUGCAGUUUGUAAUUUUUGAAAACAUCUUCCGUGGUGCCAUUAAGUGUUACUGUACCGCUUGCCUCUUUCAACUGCUGCUCGAGCGUGGCGCCCACCGCCUCGAUAGCCUGGUCGACGGCUUGGGCGUGGUUGGUGCCUUUGGGUUGCCCAGUCGCCGCGUUAAGCUUAGCGAAUAA
Babesia ovata is the source of this 285-nucleotide messenger RNA. RefSeq names its product Ku70 Ku80 beta-barrel domain-containing protein, putative. The record is from RefSeq and is a predicted model, not a curated record. NCBI's taxonomy places the organism in Eukaryota, Apicomplexa, Aconoidasida, Piroplasmida, Babesiidae. The transcript has a single exon. Bases 1 to 285 code for a protein of 94 amino acids.